Molecule: messenger RNA, 1119 nt
Organism: Neospora caninum
Lineage: Eukaryota; Apicomplexa; Conoidasida; Eucoccidiorida; Sarcocystidae
Exons: 5
Coding region: 1-1119 (372 amino acids)
Source: RefSeq, a predicted model, not a curated record
AUGGAGGACGCAAAGCUGCAGGCAAUUCACGACCAUCUUUCCCAGAAGAAACAGGAAAGAGGAAGUCGCGGCGGGCUGGGAAAGCGCAGCGCCUCGUUCCUCAACGAGGCGCCGCCUCCGGCGCCUGAGGGGGAAGGCCACGUCUACUUUAGCGACGACGAGGGAGAGACGGAGAAGAAGCAGAAGCGAAGAAAGGAGCGAGACGCCCAGACAGGACCGACCGGCAACUCAGCUUGUUCGCCUUCUCCUCUCUACGCGUUUUUUGUUCGCGGGGGAACCCUCGCUCCUUCUGUCCCCCCCGAGCAAGAUGCGUUCGCCGUGAACUCGAAGAAGUCUCGGCGGGCGAGUCAGACGAGCGCCGCGGCGGAAGGCUCGCCGGCUCUUCAGCCCGCAGCCGCGCCCGCCUCGUCGGCGCCUGAGAAAGCACAGGAAGGUUCUUUGUCGAGUUCCCAGAAGAAACGAAGUCGAAAGGAAGAGUCGAGUCCCUGCGAGGCCAAGGACGAGGAGAGUGAGAAGAAGGCGCAGAAGAAGAAGAAGCGCGAAGCUCGAGACGCGAAAGACGCAACGGACGAGCCUGUCCGGUGCGUGGCUGCUGCAAAGUGCGACAGGAGCGAGGCAGGAAAAGGCUCAGAAGACGAGAAAGACGACUCAUCUGUGUCGGCGUCUCUCCUGCGUCUCGCAGGCCUUCCUCUGCUCCGCUUUUCGCUCUCGCGGGCAGCCGUGCCGCCGUCUCUGGGCUCGUUUGCUUUGAAUGCUGUCCUGAGUGCGCUUCUUCAAAACGAAGACAUCGCGAACGGCGAAGACCCCAAAAAGACGAAGCAAAGAGGUGCCGAAAAGACGCGGUUUUUCCUCAUUCUCGGCGGCACGGGUUUGGUGGACCGCGUGCGGGUUCAAUCGAGUGGCAGCGACAAGAAACUGAAAAAAUCAACCCUGUUGCACAUCAAUGGCCUUCUACCGUUAGACAGUGACGGUGGAGAGUGUGCACGGCUUUUUGGAGCGUUCCAGCAACGUCACGAUGGCGCAGAAGAUGUCGAGGUUGUUUCAGGCUCGUUUCAGGCGGCGAGCUUCAUUUUGCCGAAGAAAGGCGAACUGGCCGUUUAUGGAUUCCCCUUGCCGUGA